This is a messenger RNA of Eremothecium gossypii ATCC 10895, 1263 nucleotides long. RefSeq names its product mannosyltransferase KTR3 (gene KTR3). Lineage: Eukaryota; Fungi; Ascomycota; Saccharomycetes; Saccharomycetales; Saccharomycetaceae. Gene Ontology annotation, molecular function: alpha-1,2-mannosyltransferase activity. The transcript has a single exon. Bases 1 to 1263 code for a protein of 420 amino acids. Gene Ontology annotation, cellular component: membrane; Golgi apparatus. The record is from RefSeq and is marked provisional. Gene Ontology annotation, biological process: protein O-linked glycosylation; cell wall mannoprotein biosynthetic process; protein N-linked glycosylation.
AUGCAACCCGGAUUCGGGGAACCCGCACUCCGCCACCAUUGCCGGAGAUCUGCGCUUGCGGUGACGAUGUACAAGAACACGAGGAAGAGGCUGAUGCCCAAGUCAGCGGUGCUUGUGCGGCGGUAUGAGCGACAGAUCAAGACGGUGUUUGUGGCGUUUCUGGCGGCGCUCAUGAUCAUGUUUCUGGCGCGGGAGCCCUACCUUGGCAUAGGCUCGGGCACGCGCAGCGACGCCAAGCUGCAGCCAGCCGCGGCCGAGCGGCUGCAGGGCGUCAGGGUGCUGGAGGACGCUGGCGAGCCCGUGCGCGCGGCAUUCGUGGUGCUCGCGCGCGAGGAGGACCUGUGGUCGCUGGUGACCUCGAUCCGGCACGUGGAGGACCGCUUCAACGCGCGCUACCACUACGACUGGGUCUUCGUCGGGGCGACGCCCCUGUCGGAGAAGUUCCAGACGGUGACGCGCAGCCUCGUGAGCGGGCGCGCACGCUUCUGCGUGGCGCAGGCGGCGGCGCGCGAGUACCCCCCCGCGGUGGAGAAGGAGCGCGCGGGCAAGGCGACCACAGCGCUGGCCGAGAGCGGCGUUUCGAUCGAACAAGUCCUGCUCUGGCGCUUCCACGCGGGCUACCUCGCGCUGCUGCCCGAGAUGCAGGAGUACGAAUACUACUGGUAUGUCGAGCCCGACAUCGAGCUGUACUGCGACAUCAACUACGACAUAUUCCGCUUCAUGAAGGCCCACCGCAAGCAGUUUGGCUUCAUCCUGGCCACCGAGGACCCGUCCGACUACUCGGCCCUGUGGACGGAGGCCACCGCGUUCGCAAAGCAGCGCGCGGACCUCCUGGCGCACGACAACCUGCGCAACUUCGUGUCUAACGACGGCGACACCUUCAACGGCUGCGUCUUCCGCGCGGGCUUCCAGGUCUCCUCACUUGACUUCUGGCGCUCCGACGCCUUCCGGGCCUUCUUCGAAGCCCUCGACGCGAGCGGCGGCUUCUUCUACAACCUCUGGACUGACGUCGCGGUCCAGACGCUCGCCGUCGCGCUGCUCAUGGACAGAAGAGACGUUCACUUUUUCGAUAGCAUCGGCCUCUACCACCGUGAGAUGCGCUCCUGCCCCUUCGAGCAGACGAUCAGGCGCCAGAACAAGUGCAUCUGCAACCCGGAGCAGGACCUGACCUGGGAAACCGGGUAUGUCUGCACCCGCAGGUUCAUGCAGGCCCGUGGACUCCAGCUGCCGAAAGGAAUACGCCGCGCUGCACGCGCUGUAUAG